Messenger RNA from Amyelois transitella, 2946 nucleotides. RefSeq names its product sequestosome-1. Gene Ontology annotation, biological process: endosome organization; mitophagy; aggrephagy. The record is from RefSeq and is a predicted model, not a curated record. Gene Ontology annotation, molecular function: zinc ion binding; K63-linked polyubiquitin modification-dependent protein binding; protein kinase C binding. The coding region runs from base 259 to 1977 and encodes 572 amino acids. Gene Ontology annotation, cellular component: amphisome; aggresome. NCBI's taxonomy places the organism in Eukaryota, Metazoa, Arthropoda, Insecta, Lepidoptera, Pyralidae. The transcript is spliced from 10 exons.
UAAUGAUUGUUGUCAGUUGUCAUCCACGACCAUCAGUCCGUCAGUCAACCGGUUAGAUGAUAAUUUUCCCAUCAUUCUGAACAAUAUGAUGGACUGAUCUGGCGCCAAACUGAUCGUGUAACCCUUGCUUACCACACCACGCAUAACAUCAUUUCGUGUUAACAUUUGUGUAAGCAAGUGCGUCGCUUAUUUUUCCUCUGUGUGAUUUGAGCCAAGGAUUUGAGAGUGAUUGUAUAUUGCUAGUGGAAGUUUUCAGCCAUGGAAGACCUAGUAGCAUACAAGGUUUAUACAUUUUGGAGGGAGGGCGCCAAGCCUGAAGUCCGUAGAUUUGGAAUUGAGAAGUCUGUUGUCACCAGUUUCCAGUAUCUGAAUGCAAAGCUGCAGGAUGUGUUUCCUGGACUCAAGACAAGAAACUAUGUUGUCACCUGGAAAGAUGAGGAAGAUGAUGACAUCACCAUUUCAUCAGAUGAAGAGGUGAUAGCUGCUCUGACAGCAAUCACUCCAAAUUCAAACAUCAUCAAGCUGUUUGUCCACUGCAAGGACGAUGAGAAGAAAGAUGACGAUGAUGUGGAAGUUGUGAUAACAGCUCAUACUCAGGGAUUGAAUGAUAUUUUGACAGCCGCAGCAGGCUCCAACAACAUGGUCCACUACGGCGUGACUUGCGACGGAUGCGAGAACGAAGUGGUUGGGUUCCGUUACAAGUGCAUCUCUUGCGACGAUUACGACCUGUGCGCCGCGUGCGAGUCCAACGGCCUCCACCGGGAACACUGCAUGCUUCGCGUGCCUUUGCCCACUCUCCCGCGCACUGUGAUCAAGGCGGCAAUAAAAAGGUCGCGCCACUUCUUGAAAUCCGUGGUAGGGCCAGUCGGUGAAGACUGCGGUUUCAAGAGGCACAGGCGCGAGAGGAGUGGCGAGAGGAAGCAUCGCGGAAACGGCGAUGGGGGUCACGGGGGUCAUGGGGCACACGGGGGUCAUGGCGGACACGGGGAUCACGGCGACCGACGUGAAUAUAGGGAACAUCACCACCGGCGCCCGCGCAGCAGCUGGCUGGAAACCUUCGCAACUUACAUGAACGAGUUCGCCAAUUUGGCUGGCGACGUGCCCAUUGAUAUUACUGGCGAACCCAAAAAGGACGCAAACGCCCAGGCCUCCAAAGAAGCAAGCACAUCUAACGCCCCACAGCCAGAAAACACCCAGGCAAAUGCCCAAAAAUCCACCAAUCAGGAGCAAGCUAGCCAACCUAAUGCUGCAAACGCCUGCCCAUUCCUCCUGGAAGGUCUUAAUGUUCAGAACAUUCAGAAACUAAUUGAUAUGUACGUCAGUGGGCGUCUUAAUAUGGAUGAGUUUAUGCGCGAGCAAACCACUGCGGCUGACAAUGUUGGUUCCAAUACCAAUAAUGCGGCCAAUGCGGCCAAUGAGGAUGUAGAGAUGGGUCAGACCGGUCAGAAUGUGCCCGAUAACGUGUCAGUUGCAUCGUCCGAACCUCGAACUAAUGAACACGACGCCCACAAUAGAGAUGCGUCACCUGAUAAAACUGAUGGUUGGACAAUGAUCUCAAAGGAAAAGGAUUUGGAAGAAGCUGGCGCGGCCCCUACUCCGAUAGGAUUCAAUUUGCCCGAAGAGUUCCAAGAGAGGGUACAGAUUUCUCAACGCCAGAACUUGUAUCCGCCCCUCAAUACUGCUACUGCUGUGUUGAAUCCCAAAGAGGCGGAGCUCUCUCAAGUUGCGCCGUCGGCCCCGCCGGCGCAGGCUCCGCCGGCCCCGGCGCAGGCCCCGCCCACUCGGCCGCAGCCGCAGCCGCAGCCCCAGCCCCAGCCGCGCCAACGUCACCCUAAACCCCACAUCGAUGCUGCCAUUCAGCAAAUGCUCGCUAUGGGCUUCGGCAAUGAAGGUGGUUGGCUGACCAACGUCGUGGAAAGCAAGGACGGGAACAUAUCCGCCGUCUUGGACUUGUUGACGCCUGUCCAGAAGAAGUAAAGUGGGAUAUCACACACAUCCUCUUUUGUUUUUUGCAAACAAUAGUCUGUUCUUUCGGUAUUUGUUUAGUGGAAAUUUUUUUUAACUCAAUUGUCUUGUCUGAAAUUAAUAUUUUAAGUUUGUUACUUGCGAUAAAUAUAAUUGUUCUUAAUUAUAUUUUGCGCAUGUACCUGUAUCACGCAAAUCACUUGCAAACAUUUAUUCAUUAAUUAAUUAUAUUUUGCGUAUGAAAUUGUAUCACGUAAACAUUUUUCGCUUGUUGUGUGAAAAUUUGACCCCAGAUAGGUAGGUAUUACAGUUUUGUAUGCCGCAUCAUUUUUAUAUACUUACUUAUAUUAUAGUUGCCAUUAAUUUGAGUAGCUUUAUGUGUUGUCUGUAUAAUUUCACCACAAUCAUUAAAACAUGAGGAUGUGACAAUAUGCAAUCACUAUAAUUGUAAUGUACGAAUUUAUUCAUGGGACGAUAUAUACCUUAACGGCCCCUAAUUUGGUGUAGGUCUGUAGUAGUGAUGUCUAGGUCUAGUUUAAGUACUAUGCUAUUAUUCUUGAGACAGAUUAUUUUAGCCUAUUUCUUAUAAUAAUAAUACUGAUAAAUGUUUCAAAAAUAUUAAAUAGAUAUGUAUAUGAAUUACAUAGUGUGUUGUUUUAUUCGUUUUUUUUUACAAUUUUAUCAAAUUUGUGAUAUACAUAAUUUCAUAAUGUGGGUUUUAUUAUUCUGUUUGAAUAUUUCCAAAAUAUGUUUAGUAAUUUUUUUUUUUUUAUUAUUACAAUAACAAUUUUAUUACAUUCCUGUAAUUUUGUUUGUUUUUAAAUUACAAUUAAACCUGCAUAUAUUAUUGAUGCUUUUAUAUAAGAUCUAUAUUCUCUUAGCAUUUAGAGAAUGAAUGAAUAUGUGAUAUUGAAAUGACUGAGUGAUUAUAUUAUAGAUAUAGUAGGAUUAGUUGGUAUAUCAAUAAAGGUUAUUGGGAAA